UUUCUCUUCAUGAACUCUGGCCUGGUAACCAGGCCACCUAACAAUAACUAAGCUACCGCCGAGCCCAUUGUUUUUCUUCCCUUCUAGAUGAUAUCUAUGAGAAGAUACUCCAGUCGUACAGAACCCCACCAUAGGAAUCAUAGCAAGAAGGAAACAGAUGGCCAAAUCCGAUGAAUAACCCUCCCCCCCCAAAUCGCCUCGUACCGCACUUCCUAUCCAUCCCGUUCUCGACGGCCCACGGAACAUGAGCGAGCUGCAGAAGAAGUGGGCCAAAGCAAGGAUCACCACAGCCAUGCACACGAUGGCACCGCCGCCAUCUCUCACCGACUUGGGCGAGCCCGACGAGGACCGAUACAGCUCGUACAGUACGGGCUCCGUGCCCAACACACCCCAGGACGACGACUCAUCGUCAGCUUCGUCGGUGUCGUCCACGGGAACCGUCAUCCCAUCGCCAGGGAGAGCACUCUUUGCCCGGCCACAAGGAUUCCCAAACCGCUCGCUCGACCCGAUCCCCUGGACGGCGUACUUUGAGCGCGAGCUGUUCCUUCCAUCCCCCGACGGCUCCAUCACUUAUCACGCCUACCUCACCUCUCCAGCGCCGGCCGCUGGCCCGGGCAAGGUAGGCGGGCCCUUGUUUGUCACCCACCACGGCGCCGGCAGCUCGGGCCUGUCAUUUGCGGUCCUCGGCGCCGAGAUCAGGAAGCGCUUACCUACCGCCGGGAUCCUCUCUCUCGAUGCAAGGGGGCAUGGCUCGACGACGACGACUGCGACUGCCGGUACUGCUGCUGCGGCGGCGACGCAGAGGGAGGGCGCGAUCGAAGAUCUUUCGCUCUCCACCCUCGCGUCGGACCUGCUGGCCGUCAUGAUGCUGACGAAAGCUGCCAUGCACUGGCCGUCCUUGCCGCCGGUCAUAUUGGUGGGCCACUCGCUGGGCGGCGCGGUCGUGACCGAGUUCGCCUCCGUCCUGCUCCCAAGCAUACGAUCCGGCCUUGCCCCCGCCCCUCCCGGUACCGCCGUCACCACCACCACCACUGCCACCACCACCAAUGCCACUGCUGCCGCCGCCAGGACGAACCUGGACCUCGACGUCCUGGGCUACGCGGUCCUAGACGUGGUCGAGGGGUCCGCCAUGGACGCCCUGCAGAGCAUGCACGCCUACCUCGCGACGCGCCCCGCCGGCUUCGAGUCGCUGCGCGACGCCGUCGAGUGGCACGUCCGCUCGCGCACCGUGCGGAAUGCCGUCAGCGCGCGCGCGAGCGUGCCCGGCCUGCUCGUGCAGACCCAGCACCCCGGUCACGGCCCCGGCGGCGCCGGUUCCGCCGAAGGCGGCCACGGGACCGGGUUGGGUCAGGAAGGAGGAGGAGAAGGAGGAGGAAGGGUGCCAGGCGUGCCUGUUGAUGACGGUAGAGGUGGUGGCCGUCAGGGUCAAGGUCAGGGCGGCGGCGGGAGCGGAAAGGCCGACAAGCCCUGGCGGUGGCGGACCGACCUGGCAAAGACGCAACCCUUCUGGGAGGGCUGGUUUACGGGACUGAGCAAGAAGUUCCUGGGCGGCAGGGGCGGCAAGAUGCUGCUGCUCGCCGGGACGGACCGGUUGGAUACCGAGCUGACGAUUGGCCAGAUGCAGGGCAAGUAUGCGCUGCAGGUGUUUCCCGAGGCCGGGCAUUUCAUCCACGAGGACUUGCCAGAGAAGACGGCCAUGGCGCUGGUGGACUUCCACAGGCGGAAUGACAGGAGCACGCUGGUACUGCCGCCCAAGGUAUCGGAUCUCCUGGCUCAGGGGAAGAAGGUAUAACACUGGUUGUGUAUAAGCGAGAGCAUCAAGCAGGCGCACUUUCGGGAUGGGGAGGAGGGGAGGGAGGGACCUGCAUUAUUAGCCUUGGCCAGUUGGUCACCGAGACGGGUCGGAGGCACAUUAGGAUAUCCGUUAGCAUACACGCUCUGGGAAACCAGCGUCGUUUUUAUCAGUCCUAUUUUUAUUCUCCUGAGCCGUCCUCAGCCCUACAAGAAAGAAAGAACGAACU
Messenger RNA from Thermothelomyces thermophilus ATCC 42464, 2021 nucleotides. RefSeq lists its product as uncharacterized. The coding region runs from base 245 to 1792 and encodes 515 amino acids. The record is from RefSeq and is a predicted model, not a curated record. Lineage: Eukaryota; Fungi; Ascomycota; Sordariomycetes; Sordariales; Chaetomiaceae. The transcript is spliced from 3 exons. Gene Ontology annotation, biological process: protein demethylation. Gene Ontology annotation, molecular function: protein methylesterase activity.